GCUCCCUGUGACCCUCAAAACAUCACAACUGUGCUCCAGUGUGACACCAACACAGCCAACGUGACAUGGACUGCCAGCGCAGGAGCUAAUGGGUACACAGCAAUGGCAACAGACAGGCAGCAGCAACGUUUAGCUUCUUGUCACUCUAUGGGAACUUCCUGUCAGCUGACCUCUCUGCCGUGUGGGAUGAGACUAAAUGUGACUGUCCAAGCUGAUGGCACCACCUGCAACAGCAGCUCUCAACCUAAAGCUGUAGUGGAAACAGCUCCCUGCAUUCCCACCAGUGUUGCUGCCGCUCUAAACUGUACAUCCAACAUUGCUUCCAUCACCUGGUACAGUGCACUUGGUGCCACUUGGUACUUGGUAAAGGCGGAAAGCAGCCAAGGGUACAAGACAUCCUGCAACAACACUGUCACACACUGUGAUAUCCCAAACCUGCAGUGUGGCCAGGAAUAUUCCAUCACAGUCAUGGGCAUGAAUGGUGUCUGCAUGGGCCCGGCUAGCCAGCCUGUCACUCUCGUCUCAGCACCGUGCCACAACACUGGCAUUCAAGCCAGUCUGGACUGCCGCACCAACUCAGCACUCAUUUCUUGGACACCAGGCAAUGGUUCAUUAAGUUUUAAUGCAACACUACAGUCGCUCCAGGACCCACAAAAGCACAACUGCUUCACCAAUGGCUCCUCCUGCAACAUUGGCUCACUGUCGUGUGGUCAGCACUAUAACAUCUGUGUUACAGGAUACGGCCAGACCUGUUCAACCUCUUCUAAAGCCUUGGUCACUCUAGACACAGGUAUAACAUUAAAUAAUAACACAACGUGCAAAUUUGGUGAUUCUUCUGGCAUCAAAUUAUUUAUAGAGCUAAAAUCUUCUGCUUUUUUGUGGCAUGAAUCUUUUCCUUUCCAGCUCCAUGUGUUCCCACUCAAGUCAAUGUGUCAUUAUCUUGUGUGUCGGACACUGCAUCUGUUUCCUGGGCAGCAUCCAGUGGCCUUGUUUCAUACUAUACAGUAACAGCAGUAGAUGAUAAUGGACGUACGCUAACCAGCAACUCCAACAGAACUUCCUGUGACAUCAGCGGCCUGUCGUGUGGUCAGGUGUACAAUGUGUCAGUCACAGCUAUGAGUGUGGACUGCACUGGGCAACGCAGUGAAGUGCGUCGCAUCAGUACUGCACCCUGUGCUCCUCAGUCUGUGGUCAGUCAGCUCUUAGACUGCCGAACAGGUGAUGUUCAGAUCAGCUGGCAGUCGAGUAAAGGGGCACAGAUCUACUAUGCUCAAGCAAAAUCCACAGUCAAGACUCUGGUGUGUAACUCUACCUCCACAUCCUGCAUAAUCCCUGCAAUUUGCUGUGGGCAGACGUACAAUAUCACUCUGGUUGCAGUGGCCAACAGCUGUAGCUCCAACACCAGUGUGACCAGUCAGGUCACGGCAGGUCCUUGUGUACCUCAAAAUGUGUCGGCCAGUGUAAGCUGUAGCAGCAACAUAGCAAAUGUAACCUGGGGGAGCACCCAAGGGGCGGAGCUUUACACAGUGACAGCCAGCAGUGCUAACGGCCUUACAGCUAACUGCACCUCAACAUCCACUUCCUGUAACCUGUCAACUUUGACCUGCGGACAGUCUUACACAAUCACAGUGAAGGCAAAGGGCAGCAACUGCAGCAGUGGGAACAGUGCGCCUGUUCAAGUUCAAGCAGUGCCCUGUACCCCAAGUAAUGUCCUGCCCACCAUGGAUUGUGUCACAAAUGCUUUAGUGGUAUCAUGGAGACCUGGUGCAGGAGGACAGUAUUACAUGGCCACCUUGCAGGACAGCAAUGGACUGUCCACCACCUGCCAGUCUACAGGCUCACAAUGUAAUGUGACGGGGCUCAAAUGUGGUCAGCUGUACCAUAUCAAUGUGACAGCGUCAGAUGGUUUGUGCAGCAGCCCUCCCAGUGCCACUGUGAACACUAACUCAGCACCAUGUCUGUCCACCAGUGUGUCUGCCUUGGUGGACUGUGCAACAGAUUCAGUUCUAGUGUCCUGGAGUUCCAUUGCUGGGGCGGAGAAUUACUCUGUGACCGCUUUGGGGUCAGGAGGUCAAAGGGUCUCCUGCUCAACCAGUCAGAACAACUGUAACAUCUCCUCCCUGCAGUGUGACCAGCAGUUUAACCUCACCUUCACCUCUACAAACCAGCAAUGCCAAAUGACCUCCGCCACCAAUGUCACGUUUCAGUCCAGACCCUGUACACCACUGCAGCCGGAAGUCUAUAAACUGUGCGGUAACAAAAUGUCUGUGAUGUCUUGGGAUUUGAGAGAAGGAGCUGCUUACUACAUCGCCCGAGCCGUCAGUGCAGUAGGAGGAUACCAGCUCUGUAACUCCACCAACUCUGUUUGUACCUUCUCUACUCUGGGCUGUGGCGAGACCUACACUUUUUCUGUCACCGCCCACAGAGACCGCUGCCAAAGUGACCCCAGUGCACCUGUAUACCUUACUACAGAUCCUUGCAAGCCAGAGAACGUGACUGCUAAUGUUUCAUGUGACAGUGAGACGGCAGCGUUUAACUGGUCAAAAGCCAAAGGUGCAUCAUUCUACACUGUGAUGGCAAUAGGGAGUCUGGGAUAUAUUGCAGAAUUCAACACUACUUCUACUAACCUGUCUGUUUCACUGCUCUGUGGACAAAGCUACAACGUGAUUGUCGAAGCGCAUAACAUUUACUGUGAGAGCCCACCGAGCACUUCUGCAGUUUUCAGACUCGCUCCAUGUCCCCCUCAGAACGUAUCUGCCAUUGUGCAGUGUGAUUUAGGGUCUGUGCUGGUGAGUUGGAACCCAGCAGUUGAUGCAGGCCAGUUCAGAGUUGAACUGGAGUCCCAGAGCACCGGUGCGAUCUCCUCCUGUAACAGCACAAACACGCAGUGCUCCAUCGCCCAUCUGCCCUGUGGAGAGAGAUUCAACCUCAGUGUGGUGGCACUGGGGGGCAGCUGUCAGAGUCAACCAAGCAGUGACCUUUCCAUCUCCUCAGCUCCAUGUAUCCCACAGGGAGUCACUGGUACUGUGGACUGUGUAACUAACUCUGCAUGGGUAUCAUGGGAUGUAGAUAAUGGUGCAGAAUCUUACACAGUGCUGGCUGUAAGGGAUGAUGGUCACAAUACCACCUGUAGCAGCUCAAACACCACCUGUAAUGUAGCUGACCUGGGGUGCGGAAGGAGCUACACCUUUAACGUCACUGCCUCGAGUGCUGCUUGUGUGAGCCCACCCAGUAACAGCUUUCAGCUGGAGACAGCACCUUGUGCCUUGUCAUCCAUCAUGGUAGUGGCUAAAUGCAACAGUUCUGUUAUCAUGGUACAGUGGCAGAGAGCUCAGAGCGGAAAGUCUCUCUACAUUGCCACAGCAGUGGAUCAAGACCAUUCCCUCCUUUCCUGCAAUAGUUCCACUUCUUCAUGCAACCUCACCAAUGUGCAGUGCGACAAGGAGUACACCAUCAUUGUAGCCGCUUCAGCCAACCAAUGCAGCAGCCUCCGCAGCCCACCCUACAAGAUCAGAACUGCACCCUGUCCGCCCUCAUCAGUACAGGCCAAUGUAGACUGUCAGUCGAAGGAUGCAUUUGUGUCAUGGGACCCAUCAUACGUGGCAACGUCGUACAUGCUUACUGCAGUCGGCAGAGAUGGAGACUUGAAGACGUGCAAUACCUCGGACAAGAACUGCACGCUAAGUGACCUGCGUUGCAGCAACACCUACUAUGUGUCCGUUUUAGCCAGUAACAAGAACUGCACCAGUCUGCCCAGUGCUAACAUCACCUUCCAAACGGUCCCAUGUGAGCCAGCCAACUUAACAGCAAACAUACAGUGUGGGAACAGUAGUAGUGCCUCCUUGUCAUGGGCAAGGAGUACAGGGGCGGUGGUCUACACGGGACUUGCUCAGUCAGAAACCGGUACAACAUUCUACUGUGAAACCCCAAACACGUUCUGUACUCUGGAGGGCUUAGUGUGCGGCACUGUGUACAACUUUACAGUGCAGGCAACAGACGGUCUCUGCAACAGUUCCUUGAGUGAACCUCAAACUAAGGGAGCAGCUCCUUGUCCUCCAACUGGAUUUAGGGUUGUCCCUCGUACAGUAGUGAAUGAUACUCAGAUCUUGAGGGCAUCUUGGUCUACUGUGAAUUGUCCUAAUUCUGAAUACCUCCUGGCACUCACGGGCAGCAUUCAGGGCAACAGCCAGGCACUCUUUGACCUCGCCUCCUAUUGGACAAGUCGCAGGUUCUUUGAGGUACCCCUCCCUUGUGGCUCUGCUUACAGUGCAACCAUCAGCGCGAGGAACUCUGCCGCCACAAGCGACAAAUCUGCUGCCAUCACUGGAACUACAGUACCUUGUGCACCUCUGAAUGUGACGUUCUCUGCAUCAUUGGCGAAAGUGGGAUGGAACGAGUCUCUAUUUGCUACAUACUACACUGUGUAUGGGGUUUCUUCCUCUGGUAGGACGAAACUAUGCAUGACCUCAAAGCUCCUCUGCUCUGUCACCAAUUUCAGCAGUGGCCAGAUUGUCGUAACUGCCAGCAACACUGCCGGGGAGAGUGGUGACUCUGUACCUGUUUCAGUGACAGCAGUUCGUAGGAGGAGGUGAGUCCUGGCACAAAGUGAGAAAGGACUGACCAACCUGAGUAAAUGCUUGUAUCUCAUCGCACACAAACUCUUGCCUCUGGGAAUUCCUGCACUUUACCUUAGAAUUUGUUAAACUAUUAUAUACAAAUAUUCUGGUUCAAGGUUCACUCUUUUUUUUUUUAAACAAUAUUUAAUGGUGGAAUAGAUUGACUAAAAUGUUUUCCAAAAUCUGUGGUUUCUGGCUGAAGGAUUUACUUUCAUCCAAAUAUUAAAAAAAAAAAAGACUUCUACAAACAUGCAUUCUUAUGUUUUUGUAUACGAGUAGUUAUAUUAAAUACAAAGAGCAUUUCUCCAUGUGAUCAGUCUUAUAAAUUACAAUGUGUAAAAUAAAUUAACCAUAUACAAAACAA
Molecule: messenger RNA, 4980 nt
Organism: Carassius carassius (crucian carp)
Lineage: Eukaryota; Metazoa; Chordata; Actinopteri; Cypriniformes; Cyprinidae
Product: fibronectin type III domain-containing protein 7-like
Exons: 18
Coding region: 1116-4592 (1158 amino acids)
Molecular function (GO): protein binding
Source: RefSeq, a predicted model, not a curated record